UCAGCCCAAAAGGAGAGAGACCAUUAUCGACAAAAAUGUCAUGCUGCUAUUGCAGGUCGUCAUGGUCAUCCGAAGUCUACUGUUCCUGUUCCUCCAACAUCCAUGGACCUAAAAGAUGUCCACUACACAUUUGAUUAUGCUCAAAGUGUACUUCUGCCCAGUCAUUGCAGACAGGAAGGAGCUUUGUACUUCAGGUCACCAUAUAAAGCUAAUCUAUUUGGUAUUUGCAAUGAUGGUCGGUCCCUGCAAACAAAUUAUUUGUUUGGCGAGGAUCAGUCCAUUGGUCUGGAUGGUGCCCAGAGCCACUCGGCCAAUGCUGUUGUAUCUAUGUUGCACCACUUCUUCGAAUACCAUGGGGAAGGAGAAAAAACUGUGUACUUGAAUGCAGACAAUUGUGGUGGCCAAAAUAAGAAUCAGGUUGUCACAAGCUAUUUGGCUUGGAGAGUGGCAAAAGGAUAUCAUGAUGACAUCCAUCUACAUUUCAUGAAGCCAUAUCAUGCCCGUUGUCUUGUGGAUGGGAUGUUUGGUAUUGCCCGAAGGAAAAUCAGACGCAAUGAUGUGGAUAGUUUGUCUGACCUGAAGAUGACAAUUCAUGCUUCAUCCACACAUAACCAGGCAGAUUUAUACAGCGAGAUGUCACCAAAUUCGUGGAUCUGGAGAGACUGGAAACAAUUCUUCAAGCCUGUAUUUAGAGCGGUUCCUGGUAUUGGGAAAUACCAUCACUUUCACUUUGCUUCCACCACUUCAGGAAUGGUUACUGUUAAAAAAGGUGUUGACGGGGAGACAACGCCAGUGAGGCUUGUGAAGAGGGGAAAGAUUAUUCCACAGGGUUUGCCAGUGAGACUGGAGGCAAAAGGUUUUUCCGCAGAACGUGCAUGGUACCUGUACAAAAAUAUCAGGCCUUUUGUAAAGGAUCCGUCUAAGGACCUUCUAUGUCCCCUGCCCACUGUCCCACAGCCCACCUUUAGACCCACCCACACAGAAGAAUGAACUGAAAGUUGAGAUCAAAAUUGUUAUUGAUGAAAACUUAAAUACUGUACUCAUGCUUUUAUUUUAUAUUAUGAAAUGAGCAUUGCUUGUUAGGAUACAGUUAAAUACAAUUUCAAAAUAAAUGUUUUAUCUUCUUACACUACAUGUAAUUAAUUGUAACAAUAAAAUCCUGAUGGAGUCCUGGAGUUCACUUUGCAAUCUGUUUCUACCAAAUAAAAUAUAAAAUGAUUGUUAUUUGUAUUAGGUAAGGGAUGUGACUGAUUGUUUUUGUAUUAGGUAAGGGAUGUGACUGAUUGUUUUUGUAUGUAAGGGAUGUGACUGAUUGUUUUGUAUGUAAGGGAUGUGACUGAUUGUUUUUGUAUGUAAGGGAUGUGACUGAUUGUUUUUGUGUGUAAGGGAUGUGACUGAUUGUUUUUGUGUGUAAUCACAAGGGAUGUUACCUGUUUAUUGCAAGAUACAUGUUUGUGUUCAAGUUGAUAUGUGAAUCACAAAUUUUAUCCUUGUAAAUAAAUGAAUCAUGACAACUGAAAAA
This is a messenger RNA of Pecten maximus, 1522 nucleotides long. RefSeq lists its product as uncharacterized. The coding region runs from base 103 to 990 and encodes 295 amino acids. The transcript has 4 exons. NCBI's taxonomy places the organism in Eukaryota, Metazoa, Mollusca, Bivalvia, Pectinida, Pectinidae. The record is from RefSeq and is a predicted model, not a curated record.